This is a messenger RNA of Acanthaster planci (crown-of-thorns starfish), 478 nucleotides long. RefSeq names its product acid-sensing ion channel 1-like. The record is from RefSeq and is a predicted model, not a curated record. NCBI's taxonomy places the organism in Eukaryota, Metazoa, Echinodermata, Asteroidea, Valvatida, Acanthasteridae.
CCCUCAUCGGUUGGAAAGGGCCACGAUUGGGCUUCCUCAACGUACGAGAGCAAGAUUUCGGUGGCUUACUGGCCGGCUGCACAUGCGACCCCCGAAAUGCAAGCCCACAGCAAUGUGACAGAGGAUUUUAUCAGAAAGAACUACAUGGACGUGUAUAUUUAUUUCGAUGAAAUAAUGUACAUGGAAAUAGAGCAGAAGAUGGCGUACACAUUCGACAACGUUCAAAGUGACGUGGGCGGGUAUCUGGGACUGCUUUGUGGCAUGAGUUUGAUAACACUGGUGGAGUGGGCUGAUUUCAUCUUGAAUACCCUCUACAAGAGGUGUCGACGACUUGCAACUAGCAAAAAACCCCGCCUAAACGUGAAUUUAUUAGCAGAAGCAUUCGCGUGACUUCAACUCUCUUCCUGUCUCCGUAGCGGCCCUUGAAAUAAUUUCAUUUUACACCACAGGAACGCGCCCCAAACUGAACCAAACCAAA